AACUUCCGGUAUUGUUUAUGACGUAAUUAGGAUGUAGGCGGUACUGUUUAGGUUAGCCGGUGAGCUAGCUACCUGGAUCUCUACAGCAGAUCCAACUUUGGGGAUUUUUCAAGAAUGGUUUAAAUCCUGCUGCGUUUUCUGUCUUUCUAACAGUGUAGCGGUGUGUGCGAGUGUGUAUCUGAGUGUGUGAGAGAGAAAAAGGAGAGAGAGAAAGGAUGGAGGACGAGCUGGUGUGCGAGUACGACUCCACCUGGGACACCGACGAUGGAGACGACUUGGUGCCAGAGCACUCCACACGCCGCGUGUGUCCGGAUAAAAAUAAAAAAGCGAAGCCUGGCUUUUGGUCGAAUUCCUCCUCGAGAAAUCUGCGGGCAGCCAAAGACAUGCAGACCUACAGACGCGGCUAUCCAAAUCUCAUCGAUGAAGACUGUUCAGAAGACAGGAUGCUGAAUUUAAAGUUCUACCUAAAUGAAAUAAAGUCGUCUCCCGAUGACGUGUCCAUCGAGACGUUUCACAGCGAGUGGAAAUCGGAUUAUAAAAGACUUGAACGAGUUCAUUCCUACAUCCAGUGGUUGUUUCCUUUGCGUGAGCCGGGGGUGAAUUACCUGGCAACCGAGCUGACCAAGAAGGAAAUCCAGGCAUUUCAAAAGAACGAUGAGGCAAAAAGGCGCCUGGUUGAUUCCUACGAGCUCAUGCUGGGUUUUUAUGGCAUCCAGCUGGCGGACAGACAAACCGGCGAUGUGAGACGCGCCGAGAACUGGAGGGAGCGCUUCGCUAAUCUGGAGCGGAACAUGCACAACAACCUGCGGAUCACACGCAUCCUCAAGAGUCUGGGCGAGCUCGGCUUCGAGCAUUACCAAGCUCCGCUCGUGCAGUUCUUCCUGGAGGAGACGCUGGUCAAGAAGAACCUGAGCAGCGUCAAGCGCAGCGUCCUCGACUAUUUCCUGUUUGCUGUGCGCAACAAGCGCAAGCGCCGUGAUCUCAUCAGCUACGCCUUCCAGCACUUCGAGCCCAAGGACAAGUUUGUGUGGUGUCCCAGAAGAAUCCAAAAACGCCUCAAGAAGAAAGCAGAGGCAAAGCGGCAGGAGUCACCAAGUAGAAACAAGAGAGACGGGGAGAACCGAGAGGAGGACGAGCCGGCGCGCAUGGAAGGUUCGUCAGUGGACCCAGAACCAAAAGAUGAAGGUUCGUCAGUGGACCCAGAACCAAAUGAUGAAGGUUCGUCCGUGGACCCAGAACCAAAAGAUGAUGGUUCUUCAACAGAUAUGAUACCUAUGAACAACGGCAACCACAUUGAUAACGGAGAGAUGGACGUCUCGGCCGCUGAAACAAACACUAAGAGCGAUGAAGAUGAAGAAAACGUGAUCACACCAGACACGGAGAGCACGUCGUUUAAAUCGGAUCAGGACAUGACCCAAGACAAGGACGUCGAAGAGACCAAGAACAUUUCAUUAUCUCAAAAGGGAUCAAGUUUUGGAACGCAGGUCUCACAAAGCCCCAAACACACCUUAAAGUCCUCACCUCGUUUUGAACGAGCGGGAAAACUCGCCAGAACCAAGGAGAGCGCCCCUUUAAGAAUUACCGAUUAUGCGAUAGGUUCAGGAGACGCCCCAAGCUCGCCAGAGAAACCGGGUCUUCAUUCCGAGACAAACGGCGGAGAGAAAACCAACGGCACGGACACGGCUCAGCUGAUGGAGACCGAGCCCUGCUGCGGGAAUGCUUAAAAAAACAAAAAAAUUAUCUUUCGAUGAAUUAGUGUCUAGAUAGCAACAAUAAUUUUGGAGGAGGGGGGAAAAAAAACAAGAUGAAAUGUGAUGAACUCGAUAUCAAAAUCUAAUAAUGUGAAAAUUAUUCAUUAAACGAAAGGAUAAAUUCAGUUUUGUUCGUUGAGGUAAAAGAUGUAAAUGCUUAUUUUAUUUUCAUUUUCAAAACGGCUACCUGUAUAUGAAGAUGUUAAAUCUUGCCAUAAUUGUUCCUCAUAUUUUUAUUUCAAUUUUUUUUUACUCAUUUUGAUGAUGAUGAUUGUUGGGUGUUAAUAAUUAGCACUUUUCUUUUUGAGGCCGUGAUACAGGAAGAGAGAGUUGAAAUGUUAGUUUGAAGAAGAAAAAGAAAUUUAAACGAGUAUAUGAACUUCAUGAUUCUUCAUACUCGAUUCAGUGCACUGAACUGAAUUGAUUUCGUAAUCAGGCAGUACGGUUUUGUUUAGUUUUUUAGUUUAAUACUAUUAAGUGUUGCGCAAGUUUUCCAACUAAUGAUUAUGAUGAUUCUUUAAUUUUUUUUAUUUAAGAACAUUCCAGUUGACUCUGGCUACUUUAUCAUGAAUGUCACAUGUAUACCCGAUUAUCCUGAAGCUUUCAGUAAAGAAGUGAAGUACACUCUAGAUCUCUAGACCAUGUUCAUGGAAUCAGCUUGAGACAACAUCGUGACAUUAUGAUGCCUUUUUAUAACAGCUGUUAUGAAAUGGUUUAAUUGCAUUCACGAAGAGAUGCAUAUAAUCAGGAAAAAAAAUCUUAAGAAAAGCCUAAGAACUUACGGUGAUUGAUUUAUUGGUAUUCUGACGCUCGGCAUGUUCUGAGAAAAUCUUUCCCACACUUUUACAGUAUACCACCCUCAUUAUUAUACCUCGUUUACAUUACAAGCCGCGUUGCCCAAUUCCAACUCAAAUGUGUUUUUUUUUCUUUAUUUUUUUUUUAAUCAGAUCGGAUUUACAUGUCGUGCCUUGCGUUAGCUGUUUCAGUGCAUGUUGUUAGCACUGCUAUAAAAUCCCUGGGCCGCCGGUGCUGACUGAUGAUGUCAUCGAGUGUCCUAAGCAUGCACAAAGUCACAUUAGUUCCGAUCUGACCGUUCUCAUUCAAGUCACCCGAUCAUGUAACUGAUAAAUAUCAGAUCUACAGGUAGGGUCACGUACAAAAAUAGCUUCAAUCCAAUCUAAAAAGCAUCCGAUUUGUGAGUUCAGACAGCGUAAAUGAAAAAUCAAAUUUGUCACAUGGUGAUGUUAAAGUCGCCUGUGAUCUUCAUGUCCCACGAGACAUUUUCCCCAUCCUGUGGCCGAUUUUACCUGUUUUUGAAUCAUUCUUAAAGUUUGAUUUAAUGUAUUGCUUUGGUUCCAUUUUUAUUGAUUAAUUGAUUGAUUGGUUAAAUUAUGCGCAUGAUUGAGUUGGUGAAAGAAUCAUAUUCCUAAUAAAGUGACCAGUAAGAAUAUAUUGGGAUUGUGUUAAAGAUCACAAACAUCAUUAUACUUUCCAAUAAAAUAGGAUCACAGACUAUUUCGAUUUGCUGACUAGUAUCCUGCAUAAAAGAAUUUUGUUUGUUUUUGUUUUGUUUUUUUACAUUUCAAUUAUAGUUUCCAAUGCAUUUGGCUGGUGUGAAACAAGAUCAUGAAGUUUGAUCUUAUCUCUUUAUGGACUGUCAUGCUGAGCACUCAAGGACAUUGGGAAACAUUCCACGCUUGUGAAUGCAGCCUGUCGACCCGGUUUGGAAUGUACUGAAAUGUUCUGCAUUUCAUUUGAUUUCUCUUUUUAUUCCAGACAAAGGAAAAGUAAAAAGAAAAAAAAACAAAAAUCAACAUGUUGACUUGCACUAUUUUCUGACCGAGUAUUUCAAGGAAUCUCUCUAUUGUACCUGAAGGCUUUGACUUUUAUUCAUCUAAAAUACCCGAGUAUGAGAUUAGGAUGCACUCGGAGUAGUCAAGAAGAUUGGGGGGAGGGGCGGGGUCUAGAUCAACACAAUAUCUUUUUUUUUUUUUUUACAAUUUUUUUUCAUUAAGUGCAUGAUGUAAGUCUGUCUUAUAAAUGCUUCUAAAAUAAAACAACCAAUUCCAAUAAACAAUUGGACAUUAAACUUUUAAGAAACACUAAAUGCAAAGUAUUUAUUAAGCUGAAUAAAUCCAAAAUAAAAGUCAAUUUAAAUAUAACUUGUUUUAAACGGUUUGUGUGAAGAAACUUGCAAAGAACACACAUUUCCAGCGGCGCGGUGGCAUAGUGCUUAGCACCUCAGGCUUGUGUGUGUGUGUGUGUGUGUGUGUGUGUGUGGAGUUUGCAUGCUCUGUGCUUGGUGGGUUUCCUCCUAGUACUCUGAUUUCUUUCCAAAAACAUGCAAAUUGGUGUCUCCCAAUUCCCCAGUGUGUGUGUGUGUGUGUGUGUGUGUCCGCUGAUGGACUUGUACCCCACCUCGUGCCCAAUGUCCCCUGGGAUCAGUUCCAGGCUUCCCACGACCCUGUACAUAAGUGUUGUAGACGAUAAAUGAAUAAAAAUUACAUUAUACGCAAACUUAAUAUUACAUUUGUACAAAGUUUUAACAGUUUUGAAAGCUGAAAAUUUUCA
Messenger RNA from Clarias gariepinus (North African catfish), 4322 nucleotides. It is a transcript of the gene ogfr, whose product is annotated as opioid growth factor receptor. Lineage: Eukaryota; Metazoa; Chordata; Actinopteri; Siluriformes; Clariidae. Gene Ontology annotation, cellular component: membrane. The transcript has 7 exons. Gene Ontology annotation, molecular function: opioid growth factor receptor activity. The record is from RefSeq and is a predicted model, not a curated record. Bases 216 to 1724 code for a protein of 502 amino acids.